Molecule: messenger RNA, 2850 nt
Organism: Cyphellophora europaea CBS 101466
Lineage: Eukaryota; Fungi; Ascomycota; Eurotiomycetes; Chaetothyriales; Cyphellophoraceae
Exons: 1
Coding region: 1-2850 (949 amino acids)
Biological process (GO): retrograde transport, endosome to Golgi
Cellular component (GO): GARP complex
Source: RefSeq, a predicted model, not a curated record
AUGACGGCCGCAACUCUAGACGCCCUAGACGCCGACGAUUACGACCCAAUAACACAUCUCAACGUCAUUUUCUCGCACCCAAGCACCCUCGCCUCCGUCUCCCACACCCAGACCCUUCUUACUACCUACCAAGAUGACCUCGACGAUGAGAUCGACCUCUUGGAGGAAGAGCAAGCCCGCUCCCACGCGGAUUGCCUCGCGCGCAUGCAGUCCUCCAAGUCCGAGCUGGCUGAGCUCUUCACGCGCAUCGAAUCCGUGCGCGAGCGCGCCCUACAGACGGAGAAGAACAUAACGGCCAUGACGGCGGACAUCAAGGCGCUGGACAACACCAAGAAGAACCUGACGCUGUCAAUGACGGCGCUCAAGCGCCUGCAAAUGCUCACGACGGCGUACGAGCAGCUGCGCUCGCUGGUCAAGACGCGCCAGUACCGCGAGUGCGCGCAGCUGCUGCAGGCCGUCAUGCAGCUGAUGCAGCACUUCAAGUCGUACCGCUCUAUCGACCAGAUCGCCUCGCUGUCGAGGAAUGUGGCGGACUUGCAGCGCGAGGUGCUGGAGCAGGUGUGUGAGGAUUUCGAGCUGACGUUCAGCAAGCAUGAGGUGCCGCAGAAGAGAGGGAUGCUGCAUGAGGCGUGCUUGGUCGUGGAUGCAUUGGGGGAUGCGGCGCGCUCGAGGCUCGUGACCUGGUAUACCAACACGGAGUUGCGGCAGUAUCGGCAGAUCUUCAAGGGCGAGCAAGAGGCUGGCAGCUUGGAUAACAUUGACAGAAGGUACAAGUGGUUCAAGAAGACGCUGAAGGGGUACGACGAGGAACAUGCUGCUAUUUUCCCGGCGCAUUGGCAUGUGGGUGAGCACCUAGCCAAUGUGUUUGCCGAGGGCACGAGGGAGGACUAUAAAGGCAUCCUAGGUCGGUCGACGAGGGCCGGUCAGACAUUGGACGUCAGGCUGCUGCUGAGCUGUUUGCAGCAGACUCUGGAGUUCGAGCAGGGACUGGAGCGGAGAUUCAGCGGCGGAAGCCGGGCAAGCAUCGACACGACAGUCAGCGAGCGGGAAGCGCAGGUCUUCGGGCAGCCCAUUUCAACCGCCUUUGAGCCGUACCUCAGCCUAUGGGUUGACGCGCAGGAUAAAGAUCUUGCCGCGCUCGUUCCACAAUACAGAUCACGCCCACCCAAACCUCCCGACGAAGAGUUCAGCAGCCAGACGGUCAUCAGCUCGGCCUCUGAGCUGUUCAACUUCUACCGUCUCUCGCUCGCGCAAUGCGCCAAACUCUCCACGGGACAGGCGCUGCUGGAUCUGUCCCGCGUCUUUGGCAAAUAUCUCGACAUGUACGCGCAACAGGUCCUGCUGGCCUACUUGACGGAGAAACCCAGCACCGGCACGCCAUCUCGCCGGCCCAGUCUGGAAGAUACCAUCUUGGUGCUCAACACGGCCGACUACUGUUACAGCACGACGACGUCGCUCUCCGAAAAGAUCGCAUCGCGCAUCGACGAAGCGCUCAGGCCCUCUGUGGACCUAACGCCACAAGCCGACGCCUUCAUGGGCCUGGCCUCCGCCUCGAUCCGCUCCCUCAUCACCCACCUCUCCAGCGCACUCAGCCCCCACUUCAGCACCAUGCGCUCCACGCCGUACUCGCGCAUCGAAACCGCCUCCGACACCUCCCCCUUCAUGCCCGCCCUCACACACACCCUCACGACAACCGCCCACCAAAUCCUCGACUACCUCCAGCCCCUAAAACCGCACUACACGCGCGCCUUCACCGACGCGCUUCCUAGCUCUAUCGCCGACAUCUACCUCUCCUCCCUCCCCUCCUGCCGGCCCAUCUCCGAAGGCGGCGCCGAACAAAUGCUCCUCGACCUCCACGCCCUCCGCACCACUUUGAGUCCUUUACUCUCCGACCCCCCACCCCCCUCGUACGCCAAACGCCUCAGCACCGCCUUCUCCCGCAUCGAACCCCUCCUCAAAACCCUGCAGGUCCGCCCUUCGCCGCCCGAAGCCCUCGUGCAGGCCUACCUCGUCCACAUCGCCGACCUGAGCGAAGCCAAUUUCCGCAAGGUCCUGGAAUUGAAGGGGAUAGGGGGCGGCGGCGGCACGGUUGGGGCACGUCGGAGUCAUCAGGAGACGGUGCAGCUCGUCGAGCUCUUCAACAUGCAUAAACUGAGUCCGCGCUACAAGGACGCGCUCGUGGAGCGCAGCGCGCUGCUCACGCCGCUGAACUUGAAUGCUUCUGCUACGGCUUCCUUUGGUGGUGGUGGUGGUAUUGGUGGUGGUAGCACUGGCGCGGCAGCGAACGUGGGAAACGCCGCGCUCGGCAACCUCACGGCCCUGGGCAGCAGCGCGGCGCAGAGCCUCAGUGGUGCGCAUUUACCGGGGAGUGUUAAUAUGAAGAUGAACAUGAAUUUUGACGCGUCUGGCCUGGCGAGUGGGUUGAUGGAUCGCUUUGGUGGUGGUGGUGGUGGCGGUGGCGGUGGAAGUGGUGGUGGUCUGUCGCCGGGCUUGGGAGGCACGCCGGGCGCGGCGAGCCCGUCGGCGCAUGGUUAUGGCGGGGGAGGCACGAAUGGGAAUGCAGGUGCAGGUGCAGGUGGCGGUGGCGUUGGAGGUGUGAAUCCAAUGGAGGCGGCGGGCCUAGGCGUUGGUGUGAAUAUCAAUCAUAUGGCUCAAGGACAGGUCCCGGGAGCGGCGGCACAGGGCCAAGGAGGAGAAGGCAAGUUGAACGAGAAUCUCAAGAAUAUCGGCAAGUUCUUCAAGCGCGAUUUGGGCGCGUUGGGCUUGCCGGGUGGGUUGGGGGGGUUGGGGGGCAGGUUUGGAAGUGUGAGUCCCGCACCGCCGGCGGCGGGGGAGGAGGGGAGGCGGUGA